AUGAUGCACUUCUCCACACUCUUGGCUGCUACAGCUCUCGCAGGCUCUGCGCUCGCGGUAGACCACAAAGUUGCAGUCGGCACCAAGACCGGCGAUCUCGUCUUCAAGCCCGACUCUAUCACUGCCGCCGAGGGCGACACGGUCACUUUCCACUUCUGGCCCAAGAACCACUCUGUUGCGCAGGCCGCCUUCAACUCGCCAUGCGCGCCCAUGAACAACGGAUUCUGGUCAGGCUUCGUGGCCACUACAGACACAGAGAACGUCGCGGACUCAUCGUUCACAUAUGAAGUAACAAAUGCGUCGGCGCCAGUGUGGUUCUACUGCACGCAGGGCAAGCACUGCCAAAAUGGCAUGGUCGGUGUAAUCAACCCGCCUGCCACUGGCGCAAGGACCCUAGCUGCAUUCAAAAACGCAUCUGCGGAGGUCGCCAGCAACGUAUCGCCCACGGUCAAGGCCGGCACUGGCGGCAACCUCACAGAGAACAGUACCUCGACCUCACCAUCAGGCACUGCAUCAGGCACUGCAUCAGGCACACCAGCUUCGUCGACUGGCGCAGCAUCGCACCUCUCCGGCAGUGUGACUUUUGCUGGUCUUGCGGGUGCGUUUGCAUACUUCCUGAUGUGA
Molecule: messenger RNA, 624 nt
Organism: Ascochyta rabiei
Lineage: Eukaryota; Fungi; Ascomycota; Dothideomycetes; Pleosporales; Didymellaceae
Exons: 2
Coding region: 1-624 (207 amino acids)
Molecular function (GO): copper ion binding; electron transfer activity
Source: RefSeq, a predicted model, not a curated record